Molecule: messenger RNA, 4966 nt
Organism: Amborella trichopoda
Lineage: Eukaryota; Viridiplantae; Streptophyta; Magnoliopsida; Amborellales; Amborellaceae
Source: RefSeq, a predicted model, not a curated record
UUUAAGAUGGAUGCUUUGUACCUUGGGACUGCAUAUUGUAGAAAUGUGGUCCAGCCCGCAUGAAAUAAUUUUCCAUAGCAUAAUUCACUAGGCUCGUUAUAUGAAUGAUUGUGCUUUUCUAUAAAACAGCUAGAGCAACAAGUAAAGAACAUUGCACCCUUGAUUUUAGAAAUGCUUAAGUUCAUGUAUAAGCUAAACGUAGCUGAUGUUUGAGGAGAUUGAUAGUUAGUUCUUUAGAACCAAUGAUUGUCAGAAUAUACAACCUGCUCAUAUCUGAUGGCUAUUUGGCCUGAUAUACGGUGAACAUGGGCCCAAAUAUUUGAGUAUGAGUAGGUCAAUGUGGGUCAGCCAGACGAAUACAUCGAGUGAAUGGCAUGGCUAAAAGAACAUACCCCGUCCUGAGAUUGAAUGAUAAAAUUUCUUGCCAUUUGAGAGUGGCUGAGAAUUUCUAGAUUGUUUUCAAAUCCAUUGGAAUGUGACUCUGAUUAUAUUAUAGAUAUUAUUUGUCAGGCAGGUUCCAAAAAUGUUGAGCAAAUGCAGCUGAAAAUUGCAGAUAGAAUUCUGGACCUGUCUUUCCACGAUAGUUGAAGUACUUUACUACUAAUUACUGUCAAAUGUGCAAUUGUUUAUGUGCAUGUUACUAUAAGAAGAAUUGGAAAGAAAUAUGCAGCGUCUAGUGUGAGGAGUAUGGACCCAUAUUUGCAUAGAUAUGCUAAAAACAGAGUCAAAUGUUUGAGGUGUAAGUAUAGGAAUGUUAAACAAUUCCUUAAACAACCUGGUUUCCAAUUUGAUGAAAGUACUAGGACAAUAACUGUGCCCGGUUGGAAUGAUUAUGUUCAGGUAUUUUUCAAGGGAAAAUAUCCCCUUAUCCCCUAUUUUAAACUUCCAUAACUCAUUAGACCCAAGAAUUGAAAAUGUUGCUUGUAAGCAAAAGGCCUCUAUCUUUUCUAUCUUACAACCCCCAGGACUCCUGUGACCAUAAAUUUGUGACUCAAACAAACACUAAAAUGACACCCUAUCCAAACUCCAUCUCUCUCUGAAACUCCAUCUCUUAUUCCUAAUAAAUCUACUCUCUCUCUUUGCUUCACUAAAACCAUGCUCCUAGUCACUGUCCUGUCUCUCUCAUCAUCCUCUCUCUACUUUCUCUCUCUCAUUUUCUGUACUCUCUCUCUUCCUCACCUUUCCAGUUUCCCCGCAAAAAUUCUCAAUUUGCUAUCUCUCUCUCUCAACAAAUCUCAAAUUUUUCUCUCUCUCAAUUAAUCCUCACCUUUCCAUGCCUUUGUCUACUCCACCUUUCUAUUACCCACAAUCUCUUUCUCUCUCAUCUCCCAUUUUCUUUUCUCUCUUUCUCUUUCUCUCUCUACACUCUCAAGUCUUAACUCAGUCCUCACUCUUCUUUUUUUUUCAAAGAACCAAAAUAUGGACUUUCUCUCUCUUCCUUGGGCAUCGUGAAGUAGACUCCUAAUCAGGCCAUUGCCGCCUCUAUCCAGGUCGGUUUCUAGUGAGAAUGUGGCUUUUCCCAGCAAUAAUGGGGCUUUUUCCGGAGAGAAUGUGGCAUUUUCUGGUAGGUCUUUGACUGAAUCUGGCGAAUCCAAGGAUGAGUUCUAUUCACCAGGGGGUCGCCCAAUACUAGUUCUGCCGGAUCUAAUGGCUGGAAAAACUUACCAGUGAGUUUACUAGAACCACAGAGACAAAGAAGGUGUGACCAGCUGGUAUAGCUCUCUUCCCACGAACCAAACUCUUGAAAUUCCCCAAAUCAUCAAAAGAGACAACAGCAACAUGGUGAGGCUGAGUAUAAUCAAAAUGGAGGUUCUUCUUAACGACCCAAAGAUUAACAAACCCAACUCCCAAAAGCACAGCAAAAACCAGGAGCAAAACGAGAAUUGAGCACACAUACGUGGCCCCCAAGCAGCCAAACGCCAGCUUCUUCACAAAUAGACCCCCACCUUCAGCCACGGCCAAGGGAGCUCUCGAAACGGCUUCGAGCUCUUCGUGAGCAGUCUCUUCAGCCUUGUGUUUGGCCUCACCAAUCGAGUGAAAGAACUCGAGAACCAUGGAUAAGAAGGCAUAGAAUGUGGAUGAAAUUGCAAAGAAGAAAUGGGAAAUGAAGUUGAGGUGUAUAGAGAGAAGGUCGAUGAGCCAAUCCACUGGUUUGAACAAGAGGGGGUCGCUCUCUUAUGGGGCAGGAGAAAGAUAGGUGGGGCUUGUCAUGGUCUGAGAAUCCAUGGAGAGAAAGAGAGAGAGAGAAGAGAGAGGAAUUUGAAAUUUUGGGGAGGGAUUGUUUGGGAGAAGAGUGACACCUGCAUUAUGGAUUGACACAUGGAGGCCUCAUAUGGUUACACAUAAAUCUACUCUCUCUCUCUCUCUCUUCUAUUUACAUGGCCAUGGUGACCUAGAAUCUGUUCUUCUGCGAAAUCAAACUACUUAUGCCAUGUUUCCUUCACUGUGUUUCUCUCUCCUCUUGUGUUAGGUACGGAGAGAGAUGAUGGUAGGGUACAGUGAGCGCCUGAGAAAAGUUUACACCUCUCUCUCUACCGCGCGCAGCAGGGGACUAAGACUCGGUUUGGCAUGGGUCCAAAAAUUGGAUCUAGCUGAAUGGUAUUAGGGUCCCUGGGUUUGGGUUUGGGUUAGGGUCCAGGUGAAUACUGACGGUGAUGUGAGAGAGAUGGAGUUUUAGAGAGAGAGAUGGAGUUUGGAUAGGGUGUCAUUUUAGUGUUUGUUUGGGUAAAAAAUUUAUGGUCAAAGGGGUCCAGGGGGUUGUAAGAUAGACAAGAUGGAGACUUUUUGCUUGCAAGUAAUAUUUUCAAUAGAAAAAUAGGGGAUAAGGGGAUAUUUUCCCAAUUUUCAAAUAUGGGUGCAAUUUUUACUUUAAAAAACCCACAUACUGGGAUAACUGUUGAACCUUUACAAAUUGCAUGUGCAUAGGCUAAUGAAGCUGAAGGAAAAUCGUUCGGCAUUGUUUUACCUCCUAUGCAGCUCAUGGAUCAAGUUUUCGCAGGGGACAUGGCAUAGAGCCUAUAGAACAAUUUAAUUUAAUUAUGGUCAUAAGCCGAAAAUCAGAUCCUAUGCGAAGUAUAAUUUUGGACAUCUUGGGGAAUUUGUAUUUAACUUCUUCAUUAUCUACUUAUGGAUAUGAUGCAAUUUAGCAAUAACUUAUUGUGGGUUGUGUCGGUAUAUACAUAUAUAUAUAUAUAUAUAUAUAUAUAUAUAUAGAGAGAGAGAGAGAGAGAGAGAGAGAGAGAGAGAGACAGAGGAAACAUAAUUCAACCUAAACAAGAUAAGAAAAUAUGAUCAAAACCGUCUAAUGCGUUUGUAAUAUUUGACUUCUUCAUUAUCUAAUGAGAUGCAGUGUUAUGGAUAUGAUGUAAUCUGGGAAUCACUUAUCAUGGGUCAUGUAUGUAGAGAGAGAGAGUGAGACUGAAAGAGAGAAUCAUAAUUCAACCUAUAAACAUAUCGAAAAAUAUGAUCCGAACUGUCAAAUAUAUUUGUUAUAUAUAUUUUUUUGAUAAGACAUAUUUGUUAUAUUAUUGAUAACUUAAAAAGCUUUUAUAUUGGUCAUGUAUUACUAGAGAAUCAUCAACUUAUAGAAUGAACAGUUAAACUGCAGUAAUAGCAAACAACCAAAACCUGGUUUUCAUCUUCAUGGUGCCAAACAUGGUAUUUUUCAUAAACUGGGUUCUUCCAGCAGCAAGCCCAACAACAUUGUUUUCUAAAUCAGCAUUUAUAUAUACUAGAAUCUGCAAAACCAAGUAUUGAGAAAAGCCCAGAUUUGCGUAUCCAAGGAUCCGAACGACCCAUUAAAGCUCAGGCAUUCACCAGUCCAUUAACCACCACUCACCCACCAUGCUUCUCCAGCCUCUCUCUUAUGCUUCCUCCUCAUUUUCAAUCCCUCUGCAAAAACCCAAAACCCAUUGUGCACCCUUCCCGCCUUUGCACUUCAGAUGCGAGGCCAUUGACGCCUCAAAGACAAGAAUCCAUGACGACUCAUCACUAAAACCCCCUUUGAAACCAACCCAAUUGUUCGAGUCCAGUGAUAAACCAACACAUAACCCUUAUCCUGGAGGUCUAGGACCCUAUACAGGAAGAGAUCCAAAUGUUAAAAAGCCCCAGUGGCUCAGGCAAAGAGCCCCACAAGGUGGAAGGUAUCAGGAGCUCAAGGAUUCGCUUUCUCACUUGAAGCUCAACACAGUCUGUGAAGAAGCUCAGUGCCCAAAUAUUGGAGAGUGUUGGAAUGGUGGUGGAGGAGCAGGUGGGGAAGGAGAUGGCAUUGGGACCGCAACAAUUAUGCUUUUAGGGGAUACUUGUACACGUGGUUGCAGGUUUUGUGCAGUGAAAACCAGUAGAAAUCCAGCCCCUCCUGACCCAAUGGAACCUGAGAACACUGCAAGGGCAAUUGCAAGUUGGGGUGUUGGUUAUAUCGUUCUGACAAGUGUUGACCGUGAUGACCUAACCGAUGGUGGGAGUGGCCAUUUUGCUCGUACAGUCAAAACAUUGAAGGACCUCAAGCCAGAGAUCCUUGUCGAGUGCUUAACUUCUGAUUUUAAAGGAGAUUUGGGAGCUGUAUCCACUGUGGUUCAUUCCGGUCUAGAUGUGUUUGCUCACAACAUUGAGACCGUGAAAAGGCUUCAGCGUCUGGUUAGAGAUCCUCGAGCAGGGUAUCAGCAAAGCUUAAAUGUUUUGAAACAUGCAAAGACAUGCAAGGAAGGGAUGAUAACCAAGUCUUCCAUAAUGCUUGGGCUUGGGGAAUCGGAUGAUGAGUUGAAGGAAGCCAUGUCUGAUAUGAGAUCAAUUGGCGUUGAUAUCCUCACUCUUGGACAAUAUUUACAGGUCCGGUCCUCCUACAGAGCAGGUGAGUUCUUCAUCGAGAGCAUGUUGAAAGAACAGAGAGCGUCAAACUCCCCCAAAUAACAGUUUGCAAAUUAACAUGAUUUGAUUAUAAAAAGCAAUAAAUUCAUCAUUUUUGCAA